AUGCGUCAUCCUGCAGAUGGGAAAGCAUGGAGGGAUUUUGACCGUAGCAAUCCAGCGUUUGCAAUGGAACCUAGGAAUGUGCGCCUUGGAUUGGCUGCUGAUGGAUUCAAUCCUUUUGGAAAUAUGAGUUUGUCUUAUAGCAUGUGGUCGGUUGUGUUAACGACUUACAACUUGCCACCGUGGUUAUGCAUGAAAGAGACUAACUUUAUGUUGACUUUAUUAAUUCCUGCUCCACUGUCACCUGGAAAAGAUUUUGAUGUUUUCUUAAGGCCAUUGGUUGAUGAGUUGAAGGAAUUAUGGGUGAACGGUGUUCAGACUCAAGAUGUUGUUGAUGGUAGUUUUUUUAAGCUUCAAGCAGCUUUAUUUUGGACUAUAAAUGAUUUUCCAGCGAGGAGUAGUCUUUCUGGAUGGAGUGGUCAAGGUUACACUGCUUGUCCUACUUGCAAUGUAUCAACACCAUCAGUUCGUUUGCAAAAUAAGGUUGCAUUUUACGGUCACAGACAUUUUUUACCAAUGGGACACCAAAUUAGAAAAAAGAAGAAGUUAUAUGGUUCAGUUGAGAAAAUACCACCUCCAGAGGAAUUUAACACUGAAGCUAUUUUCACACAAAUGAAUUUUAUGCCUGAAUCUCUUCCUGUUAAGCAUGUUAGCUACGGUGGACAAAAAAGGAAACGCACAAAAGAGCAAGUUGGUUGGCGUAAAAAAAGCAUUUUCUUUGACCUCCCAUAUUGGGCCAAAAUAAAGUUGCGACACAACCUAGACGUCAUGCAUGUUGAGAAAAAUGUAUGCGACAGCUUAGUUGGCACAAUAGUCGGGUUGGAAAAUAAGACCAAAGAUACAAUUAGCGCUAGAGUAGAUUUGGAGAAGAUGAAGAUAAGGCCAGAAUUGCAUCUGAGAAUGGUAAAUGGUCGAAUGGAAAAGCCGGCAGCGAAAUACACAUUUAUUCCUGAAAAUCGGCAUAAGUUUUGUCGAUUUUUUAAAUCAGUCAAAUUUCCAGAUGGGUUUGCAUCUAAUCUAAGGAAGAAUGUGAUUGAAAAAGACAAUAAGAUUACUGGGUUGAAAUCCCACGAUUGUCAUGUCAUAUUGCAACGUCUUUUGCCAAUUGGUGUUCAUUCAUUCCUAGAAAAACCUAUUGCCAAGACCAUUAUUGACUUGUGCACUUUCUUCAAGAUUAUUUGUGCUAGAACUCUGAUUGUUUCUGAUUUGGAGAAAGUGAAAACAUCAAUUGUUGAAAUUCUUUGCGGACUAGAAAUAAUUUUUCCGCCAGCGUUUUUUGAUGUUAUGGUUCACCUGAUGAUACAUUUGCCCCAAGAAGAAAUAGAUGGAGCUCGUCCUGAGGGGUCCAUAGCUGAGGGUUAUGUCGUCGAUGAAGCAUUGACAUUCUGUUCUAUGUACUUCAAAGGGGUGGAAACAAGGUUUAAUCGUCCAGAUAGAAAUGUUGAUGCAAUUCCAUCACCAAAGAAGUUGUCUAUGUUUCAAUCUCAAGGUCGUCCGAUCGGUAAGAAGACAUUAACAACUUUGGACGAUGAACUUAAAAAAACUGUUGAGUGGUACAUUCUCAAUAAUUGCAUUGAGAUUCUCCCAUAUAUUCAAGAGCACAAGCAGAUCCUUUUAUCUAGUGGUGCUGAAAACCUAGAUCAAUUACAGAAAAAGGAGUUCCCCAUGUGGUUUUACAAUAAGCUUUACAAUCUUCGACAAGCGGAAUCUGCAGAAGCUUCUGAAGAUUUAUUCUCCUUAGCAAGCGAUCCUACCAAGAGUAGGAUGAAGCAUGAAAAUAAUAUAACCAGUAUAUUUACUAAGUUCGAGUGGUACAAAGAUGACAAGUUUAUCUUGGCAACUCAGGCAAAACAAAUUUUCUAUCAUGAUGAUUUGAAAAAUGACCGGGAUUGGAAAAUUGUUGAAGAAGUUCAUCAUAGAAAUGUGUGGGACACCCCAGCAGCUGAUGAACAGUUGGAUCCCAUUGAAAUAGAUGUUAUGCAUGACACAAUAUCAUCUGAUUUCCAAUUGUUUAUCGAUCUUGGUCCGUUGCCAGAAAUCAAUUUUUGCCAUAGAGAUCAACCGCCAUAUAUUGUCAAUGUAGAUACUCCUGUUGAUCAAGAGGAAGAUGAAGAGGAAGAGGAAGAGGAAAUGGUCGAUGAAGAGGAAGAGGAGAUGGUCGAUGAAGAUGAAGAGGAAGAGGAAGAGAUGGACUUAGAAGAAGAUAAUGUAGAAGAAAAUGAGAAUGAUAGUGAUAAUGAAUAUUAUAGUGAUGAUUAA
Molecule: messenger RNA, 2256 nt
Organism: Humulus lupulus (European hop)
Lineage: Eukaryota; Viridiplantae; Streptophyta; Magnoliopsida; Rosales; Cannabaceae
Exons: 4
Coding region: 1-2256 (751 amino acids)
Source: RefSeq, a predicted model, not a curated record